Messenger RNA from Alternaria arbusti, 288 nucleotides. RefSeq lists its product as uncharacterized. The record is from RefSeq and is a predicted model, not a curated record. The transcript is spliced from 3 exons. NCBI's taxonomy places the organism in Eukaryota, Fungi, Ascomycota, Dothideomycetes, Pleosporales, Pleosporaceae. Bases 1 to 288 code for a protein of 95 amino acids.
AUGUUUGCAGAGCCGUCAAUGCCAGAAAGGCGACCCUCGCCAGGCCUACAGCUCAACCUCUCCUCCAACAACCCCUUCCGCCGCGCUGCCUCUCCCGGUUUCCCCUCGCCCGCCAGUGCCAACCGCUCGAGCUCGGGCAGCAGACCAAUGUCGCGCAAUCCCUUUAUAUCUACCUUCGAGGCCGAGUUUAACAAGGAGGCAUCCAGAGACCUCGUUGACAUGUCGGCCACCAUGAAGGACUCUCCCAAGAAAUCAAACUUUGGCUUUGCCGCCGAAGAGCUCUUUUAA